Messenger RNA from Gongylonema pulchrum, 483 nucleotides. The record is from the annotation of a GenBank genome assembly. Lineage: Eukaryota; Metazoa; Nematoda; Chromadorea; Rhabditida; Gongylonematidae.
CUGCUUUCAGGUGGCUGUUCAACCCGUUCGCGAUACGAGCAAAAAAAAGUAGCUCCAUCACAUCGAUUUGCUGAUCUUGAAGACUGUAAAGAAGCUUAUUGGGGUUACUGCCGAAACGGUGGUAUUUGUAAAAUGACGACAGACAUCUCGAAACGAGCUGUGCCUGCUUGCUCUUGCCCAGCAGGAUUCCGUGGCAGGCAGUGUGAACUAAUCAGCGAUCCAAACAUUUACUUCUCACGGCAACAAGGUCAAAUGGAAAUGGCAGCAAUGUCCAGCCUUUUACUAGCAAUUGUGUUUGCGCUCUUGUUCGCAUCGUUUGUGUUGUACUUUUAUAGGAGAUAUAUGAAAUACGGGAUGCGGACAAGUAGUUCAUUAUCAACCCUUGAUACUUUGGAGCUUUCACCUUCAGAUCAACAGAAAGCUAGGAAUCCGGAGCAAAAUACGGAUGAUCUCAAGAAGAAAAUGAAAAGGGUAACACUGUAA